UAGCCCGAGCCACCAUUUUGAUUCUAGGGUUUCUUUCGCUCCGGAGCAAGACAGAAGCAGAAGUGAUUUAGAGAAGCAGCCGAGCUUAGAAACUCUGCAACCAUGGGUCGUAUGCACAGCCGAGGUAAGGGUAUCUCUGCAUCUGCUUUGCCCUACAAGAGGACUCCACCUAGUUGGUUGAAGAUCUCUUCACAAGAUGUCGAGGAGAACAUUUGCAAGUUUGCAAAGAAGGGUUUGACCCCAUCUCAAAUUGGUGUCAUUCUCCGAGAUUCUCAUGGGAUUGCUCAGGUGAAGAGUGUUACAGGCAGCAAGAUUUUGCGGAUACUGAAAGCCCAUGGUCUUGCUCCUGAAAUUCCCGAGGAUCUGUACCACCUGAUUAAGAAAGCCGUUGCCAUCAGAAAGCAUCUUGAGAGGAACCGGAAAGACAAGGAUUCCAAGUUUAGGUUGAUCUUGGUUGAGAGCAGGAUCCACCGCCUUGCCCGCUAUUACAAGAAGACAAAGAAGCUGCCACCUGUGUGGAAAUAUGAGUCUACCACUGCCAGCACUCUUGUGGCUUAGAGAAGGCACAUUUUGGAGGAGCUUCCUGCGCGUUUCACUUGACAUUCCUCUGGAUAUGCAGGAACUUUUGCUCUUACAUACAUUAAUGCUUUUAAAGAACUUGUUCACUUCGGAUUUCAAAUUGAGAUACUUAGAGGGGAAAUUAGUUUAUCAGAAUAAUUUUCAAUUUUAUUUUUUUAUUUGAAAUGUUUUGGUGUUUGGAAUCUUAUAUUUUAGUGGUUGUUACUUGGUUUUGUUUCUCUUGCA
Messenger RNA from Theobroma cacao (cacao), 804 nucleotides. RefSeq names its product small ribosomal subunit protein uS15. The record is from RefSeq and is a predicted model, not a curated record. Lineage: Eukaryota; Viridiplantae; Streptophyta; Magnoliopsida; Malvales; Malvaceae. Gene Ontology annotation, molecular function: small ribosomal subunit rRNA binding; structural constituent of ribosome. Gene Ontology annotation, biological process: translation. Gene Ontology annotation, cellular component: ribosome; nucleolus; cytosolic small ribosomal subunit.